ACCUAUCUCUUUUCUAUAUACUUUCUUUGUCUAGUUGGUAUCGUUUUUAUGGAGAGAGAUCGAAUAUAAAGCCAAUAAGAAAUAGGAUAUAUUGCAUGGACUGACAAAAGCCAAAAAGAAAAAAAAGGGAACAGAAGAAGAAAAACACAAACUUCCCGUAUGCGAAUAACAGAAUUUAAAUGAUAUUUCUUGGCAAAAAGAAUUGUACGGCGUUCGAGAUUGGAUUUCUUUGCGUUUCUAGAAACUAGCAAUUAAUUAAUAUGUGGAGGCUGAAGAUUGCGAAGGGUGGUGAUAGCCCAUACAUAUCUAGCACAAACAGUUAUGUGGGGAGACAAAUAUGGGAAUUUGAUCCAAGUGCAGGAACACCUGAAGAGCUGGCUGAAAUUGAAGAGGCCCGCCAAAAUUAUCGUAACAAUAGUCAUCAGGUUAAGCCAUCUGCUGAUGUACUUUGGCGGUUACAGUUCCUGAGAGAGCAGAACUUCAAACAAACAAUACCACAGGUGAAGGUUAAGGAUUGUGAGGAAAUUACGUAUGAAACUGCAACGACUGCAAUGAGGAGAGCUGCCCAUUUCUUUUCAGCUAUACAAGCCAGCGAUGGUCAUUGGCCUUCGGAAAAUGCCGGCCCAUUCUAUUUCAUUCAACCUUUUGUAAUGUGCUGUUACAUUACAGGGCAUCUUGAUACUGUAUUCACAGCUGAGCAUCGCAAGGAAGUCCUCCGUUACUUUUACAAUCAUCAGCAUGAAGAUGGUGGAUGGGGAAUGCACAUAGAGGACCAUAGCAGCAUGUUUGGCACAGUUCUUACUUACAUUUGUUUUCGUCUACUGGGAUUCGGACCUGAUGAUGGUGAAAAUAAUGCUCUUGCGAGAGCUCGAAAAUGGAUCCGCGACCGUGGUGGUGUAACAUAUAUACCUUCCUGGGGCAAAAAUUGGCUUUCGAUUCUUGGUGUUUUUGAUUGGUCUGGAAUCAACCCAAUGCCUCCAGAGUUUUGGAUCCUUCCUUCUUUUUUCCCAAUUCAUCCUUCAAAAAUGUGGUGUUAUUGUCGACUUGUUUACAUGCCACUUUCUUAUUUAUAUGGGAAGAGAUUUGUUGGUCCAAUUACACCACUAAUUCAACAACUAAGAGAUGAACUCCACACUCAACCUUACAAUGAAAUCAACUGGAGGAAAGUGCGUCAUCUAUGUGCAAAGGAAGAUUUGUACUAUCCCCAUCCAUUCGUACAAGAUGUACUUUGGGAUAGUCUUUACUUAGCAACUGAGCCUCUCCUUACCCGUUGGCCUUUGAAGAAGCUCAUUAGAGAGAGGGCACUUCAAGAAACAAUGAAGUUGAUUCAUUAUGAAGAUGAGAGUAGUCGAUACAUAACUAUCGGAAGUGUUGAAAAGCCAUUGUGUAUGCUUGCUUGUUGGGUUGAAGAUCCCAAUGGAGUUCCGUUUAAGAAGCAUCUUGCUAGAAUUCAAGAUUACUUUUGGCUUGCGGAAGAUGGAAUGAAGAUUCAGACGUUCGGCAGUCAAGUUUGGGAUACUUCUCUUGGUCUUCAAGCUCUUAUUGCUACCAACCUCAUUGAUGAAUUUGGACCUACAGUCGCUAAAGGACAUCACUUUUUAAAAAAAACUCAGAUCAAGGAUAAUCCUCUUGGCGACUUUAAAAGCAUGUUCCGUCACAUUUCCAAAGGAGCUUGGCCUUUCUCUGAUCAAGAUCACGGAUGGCCAGUUUCUGAUUGCACUGCUGAGAGUUUUAAGUGCUGCCUACUUCUCUCAAUGAUGCAUCCUGAUAUUGUUGGAGAGAAAAUGGAACCUGAGUGGCUAUUCGAGGCUGUCAAUUUCAUACUUUUUCUUCAGGAUAACAAUGGAGGGUUAGCAGUUUGGGAGCCAGCAGGUGCUUCACUACUUUUGGAGUGGCUCAAUCCUGUAGAGUUUCUUGAGGACCUUGUUGUUGAGCACACGUAUAUUGAGUGCACUGCAGCAGCAAUCCAGGCAUUUGUUCUGUUUCAGAAAUUAUACCCAAAUCAAAGACCUAAAGAGAUUAAUAAUUUCAUCCAAAAAGCUGUGCAAUACAUCGAAAAGGAACAACUUAAAGAUGGUUCAUGGUAUGGAAAUUGGGGAGUUUGCUUCAUAUAUGGUACUUUUUUUGCCAUUGGAGGUUUGGUUGCUGCUGGCAAGACUUACGACAAUUCUUUGCCUUUGCGUAGAGCAGUUAAUUUUCUGCUAAAAUUGCAAGGUGAAGAUGGUGGUUGGGGAGAUAGCUAUCUUUCUUGCGCAAAUAAGAUAUACACACCUCUUGAAGGUAAAAGAUCAAAUUUGGUACAAACUGCGUGGGCUUUGAUUGGUUUAAUUCAUUCGGGACAGGCUAUCAGAGAUCCGAUACCUAUUCAACGAGGUAUAAAGUUGUUGAUCAAUUCUCAAUUUGAAAAUGGUGAUUAUCCUCAAGAGGAAAUCAUGGGAGUUUUCAUGAGGAAUUGCACGUUGCACUAUCCUACAUAUAGGAAUAUAUUCCCAUUGUGGGCUUUAGCAGAAUAUCGUAACAAGGUUCUAUUGCCGAUAAAAAGCUUUUAAAUUAUCAUGGGAACUAAUUGAAUCUCCGAAGUAAGGUCACAUUUGAUACAUCAUAGUAAUAAAAUUUAUUCAGACUCAUGUUGCUCAUUUUGGCAUUAAAAGGACAUAUUAGUAAAUUUAUGUAUUAAUAAAAUGAAUAUUUAUUGUACUUAUAAAGAAUACACAAUAAAUAUUUAUUGUAUUUAUAGAGUAUA
This is a messenger RNA of Pistacia vera, 2743 nucleotides long. Its product is annotated as beta-amyrin synthase-like. Gene Ontology annotation, biological process: triterpenoid biosynthetic process. Bases 261 to 2549 code for a protein of 762 amino acids. The record is from RefSeq and is a predicted model, not a curated record. Lineage: Eukaryota; Viridiplantae; Streptophyta; Magnoliopsida; Sapindales; Anacardiaceae. Gene Ontology annotation, molecular function: beta-amyrin synthase activity. The transcript has 20 exons. Gene Ontology annotation, cellular component: lipid droplet.